This is a messenger RNA of Arthroderma uncinatum, 369 nucleotides long. RefSeq lists its product as uncharacterized. The transcript is spliced from 2 exons. The record is from RefSeq and is a predicted model, not a curated record. Lineage: Eukaryota; Fungi; Ascomycota; Eurotiomycetes; Onygenales; Arthrodermataceae. The coding region runs from base 1 to 369 and encodes 122 amino acids.
AUGCCGAAGGAAGACGGCCAUGUCAGUGUCGAGGAACGAAGCCAGAGGUCGGCUUUGGCCGUGCUCGCGCUCCAUCGAACCUGGAAUUUUGACGAGACAGGCGAGGAUGGAGACCACCUCGCAACUUACAACUUCUGGUAUCACACUCGCGUGGCCCGGAUUUUUGAUCAACAGGUCAACCAUGUGGCGGUUCCCGUAUCAGGAGACGAGAUUAUCUCCACAAACGCGGCCUACAGUACGCAUCUCAUCUCGCUCUCGUCUCGUCUCAUCUCAUGCAAGACAGCACUAUGUACAUUCCAAGCUACGGCAUCUCAAACCGAACGAGUCAAGCUAAGCACGGAACGUAGCUACCGGCGGGAGCACGACUAG